GCAGCCAAAAAAUGGAGCUGGGAGAGGGAGGGCAGCAGACAGCUGGUGGGACUGGAGAAAGGCAGUUUCCUUUGCAGCCCUGGCUCUAAGCCUGUAAUUGCUGGGAGACAAAAAGGAGGCGAUCAAAAAAGGCAAAAACCUGCCUUGCCUUUUAGGUUAGAAGCUCUGUGUUCUAGCUGGGAAAGAGAGGCUGUUAUUUGGGAAUCUUCGCUAUGGAAAAGUGGGCACUUUCUUCCCUGCCCUUGGGAUGGGCAUUUGUCCAUGGAGUCUUGACUUGAUAGCUGAGGUUCAUCCUGUGUGACCUCAGAUGGGACCCAGGGUCAUGCCUUUUUGGUUACCUAGGCUCAGGUGACAGGGUCCUGCUCUUACCUCCUACCUAACAGCCUCUGUCACCUGCUCUCUUUGAUAUCUGGAAAAUCAGGUCUCCCUAGAUCCCAUGCCUCUGCCCUCCAGGCUUCCUCAUCCCCUGAGGUGUGAGCGGGAGAGAAAAGAGCGGGGGAGACCUCUUUGGUAAUUUCUGCUUUCCUGAAGAGCCACACAACCCCACUCACUGGCCCCUUCCUCUUGCAUUCCCGGGGUAUUUAUUAGACAGGCCUUGGCCUAUCCUUGAUCUAUGCCAUUCUCAACUUUGUGGGAAAGCACACAGGCUAGAGCAGGAUUUGCACUUCAAGCUUUGAACCUCGCCCAUCUCCUCGCUGCGGGAUCGAAAGCCAUGCGCUGGCGUCUCCUCCAGGCCUCCUCUGGAGUUGUUCUCUUUCUUGUGAGCAUGGUGCUCCUUUCCACGAGGCGUUCCGGCAUCCAGGAAGCGGUCGACAACCAGAGACUUUCAGGAGGGAUAUCUGGCAGAUGGGCAUGGAGGGAGAUGAUGCUGGCGGGUGUGGCAGAUUGGAGAAACAGGAGGGAGACUGAGCAUGGAAAACAACUCAACGGCCACGAUGAUGGUAUGGCAUAUUCUGCUGCUGGAAAAGGCCUCUUGCUGGAAGAGCUUUUCAUCGCUGUCAAGACAACCCAGAAGUUCCACCAGUCCAGGAUGGGAUUGCUGCUGGAGACCUGGAUCUCCCAGGUUAAAGGACAGACAUAUGUCUUCACUGAUAAAGAAGAUGAUGAGCUACGGGAAAAACUGGGUGACCGUGUGAUCAUCACAAACUGCUCUGCAGAGUACAGCCAUCCAGCACUUUCUUGCAAAAUGGCGGCGGAGUUUGAUGCCUUUUUGGUUAGCGGCCUAAGCUGGUUUUGCCACCUUGAUGAUGACAACUACCUGAACCCACAAGCUCUGCUCAAGCUCUUGUCUUCUUAUUCUCCGGAUCAAGAUGUGUAUAUUGGGAAGCCCAGCUUGAACAGGCCAAUUCGUGCCUCAGAAGCUUUGCCUAAAAAUCAGACAAAGUCAGUGUAUUUUUGGUUUGCCACUGGAGGUGCUGGAUUCUGUAUCAGCAGGAAGCUGGCCCGAAAGAUGGCUCCCUGGGCAAGUGGCAACAACUUCCUGAUCACAUCUGAGCUCAUCCACCUCCCUGAUGACUGCACCGUGGGCUAUAUCAUUGAACGUAAGCUAGCCGGUCACUUGGUCCCUAGUGACCUGUUCCACUCUCACCUGGAGAACUUGCACGUCAUCCAGGGUCCCCAACUUACUAAGCAGGUCACUCUCAGCUAUGGCAUUUUUGAGAAGAAGCUCAAUGUUAUUGAGCUUUCCGGUCCUUUUUCUCCACAAGAUGACCCUUCCAGGUUUCGAUCACUUCACUGCCUUCUUUAUCCAGACACUUCCUGGUGUCCACAGCCAGUCAUCCUGUGAAAACUGCUCAGAAUGGUGGAGAAGAACACGAGAAGAGCCCUGCUGGACCAGACCAAAGAUUUACCUAGCCCAGCCUUCUGUUCUCACAGUGGCCAAGGGGCCCAGGGGCUGGCCACAAGCAGGACAUCAAUGAAACAGAACUCUACUGCUCCUGAUCUCCAUCAACUGAUGGAGAUGCAUGAGGCAGUUCACAGCUAUCAUGGCUAGGACCUCUUGAUAGCCUCAUCCGUCACAAAUUUGUUUAUUCCCCCUGUAAAGCUGUCAAGUAUUCCAAAUCCCUCUUCAACAGAGACCACCUUAGCUGUGUGUUGACUUAGCUGAGGGCUUUAUUGAUUACUGAAGGAAGAGCUAAGGCAAGAGGGGAGAUAGGUUAAAGUGUGUGGCAAGAGGAUGGAUUGAGAGCUACUCUUCAAGUUAUGUCAAAUGAGGUGUUGUUGUUUAGUCGUUUAGUCGUGUCGUGUCCGACUCUUCGUGACCCCAUGGCCCAGAGCACAGUCAG
This is a messenger RNA of Podarcis muralis (Common wall lizard), 2285 nucleotides long. RefSeq names its product MFNG O-fucosylpeptide 3-beta-N-acetylglucosaminyltransferase (gene MFNG). NCBI's taxonomy places the organism in Eukaryota, Metazoa, Chordata, Lepidosauria, Squamata, Lacertidae. Gene Ontology annotation, molecular function: glycosyltransferase activity. Gene Ontology annotation, cellular component: membrane. The record is from RefSeq and is a predicted model, not a curated record.